Symbiodinium pilosum is the source of this 657-nucleotide messenger RNA. The record is from the annotation of a GenBank genome assembly. NCBI's taxonomy places the organism in Eukaryota, Dinophyceae, Suessiales, Symbiodiniaceae.
AUGGCACCUGCGAUUGGCGAAGAUGCCAAACUUGCAACCUCCACACUCUACGAGGAGAAUGUGCAUUUUGGCACACACUUGGAGGUCUGGGGGAGUUGGUACGACUUGGAGAACAAGUGUUGGGGCUAUGCAUGCUGCAAGGGGACCCGGUCGCGUCAGAGACGCUGCCCAAAGACGGCACCGCUUGCAGAAGGAGAAGCAGAGGAGGAGGAUGACUUGGAAGUCAAGGUCAGUCGCCGCCUGGCUGAUCUCUUGGAGAAGAAUCCUGCCUUCUGUGGAGACGUGCCAACUCCCGACCAGGAAAAGGAUUGGUCAGACGCGGAGUUGCGGAAUUACAUCCACAGCAACGGCCUCAUUCGGCCAGCCAGGACAAAGGGCCAGCAAAAGCCGGAGCCGACUGCUGCAGAUUGGAAGAUUCUGGAGCUGGAGCCUGGAAGCGACCCAGCUCAGCUAAAGAAGGCCUACAGGCGCUUGGCGUUACAGUUUCAUCCUGACAAGCACCGGGGGGACAAAGACAAGGCUGCUGCAACGGAAAAAUUUCGGAAAGUUGUUGCCGCAUACGAGGCCAUCGCAGGGCAUGUGGCAGAGAUUCCAGCAGUGGCCGCAACGACUGAUGGUGGCCAAAAGCGUCGCUGGCGGAUUGUCGUGGUCGAAUGA